This is a messenger RNA of Nematocida minor, 527 nucleotides long. RefSeq lists its product as uncharacterized. Lineage: Eukaryota; Fungi; Microsporidia. The record is from RefSeq and is a predicted model, not a curated record. The transcript has a single exon. The annotation marks the transcript as partial.
AGAAAAGAGUGGCAAUGCUGCACAGCACCAUUGCGAUGUUCCAGAGAGUGACUGGCGAUCUAAAGGCGCUGAUGUGUGUGGUUUCCCUCGCAGGAGAAUACUAUGGCAACUACUACGAGAUGCAGAGCCAGGUAAAAAGGCUGGAGAGUGAGAACAGCUCGCUGGAAAUAGAAAAUAAGUCAAAGCACUCGAAAAGAGUUUUGCUGGAGAAGAAAAUAGCAUACAUCAUCGAGAAGAUGGCUUCUCUUAUUGAAGAAGAUGAAAUGAGAAUGAGCGGUCUGAAAAGAGAGUUUGAGGCGCUAAGAGAGAAACACACAAAAGUCAUGGAGCAAAGAGAGCAUGCGCAGAGCCUGAUCCAGAAAAACAAUGAAGAGAUAAAGGAGCUGGAAAAGGAGAUAAUAAGAAUGGAGUCAGCACACGAGUCAAAACUGUCAUCGAUAUACAAUGAGCUAGUUCAGCAGAAUAAUUUCUUAAUGGGGUAUGGCGAAGAUGUUGAAAAAGUUUUUAAAGGAGAGUACAUAUUAUAG